Aspergillus melleus is the source of this 603-nucleotide messenger RNA. RefSeq names its product putative GPI anchored protein. NCBI's taxonomy places the organism in Eukaryota, Fungi, Ascomycota, Eurotiomycetes, Eurotiales, Aspergillaceae. Bases 1 to 603 code for a protein of 200 amino acids. The transcript has 3 exons. The record is from RefSeq and is a predicted model, not a curated record.
AUGCAAUUGAAAUUUCUCGCCGGACUGGCUCUGGUCGGUCUGGUCGCGGCAAAGGACCCUGUCAGUUCGAUGUUCGUUUACGGCGCCGACGAGCAGCCGCUGGUGGCCUCCAUCAUCGGAAACGAUGCUACCGUCACAAGCUAUAAUAUCAAUUGUCGCCCUAGUACAGACAAAGAUGACUGCGGGAUGGGCGCCGGAAUGACACUGCUGGCCGAAGACUCAACGACAACGUACAUGAUGGACGACCCUACAGGCGGGACAUUCUUCGCCAUAAUCUGCUCGGUCGACGAGAAGAAAUCAACGGCUGUCUGUCGAGCAACCGUUAGCUCCGCCUCGGGCUCCAGUUCGGGCCUGCACACCUCCACAACCACGACGAGUUUCUCGCGAUUACCGGUGACGAUAACAGGUGGCGAGGUGACGAGCGCGACUCCGACGUGGCCGGGGACGAGUACGUCUCAUGCCACGGCUACUGGGACGGCGACAGCGACGGCGACGCAGACGGGGUCCAGCUCGACAAGUAGUGGUGGCGGAAUGGCCAGGGUGACGGGGGAUACGGGGAUGAUGCUGGGAGCUGCAGCAGUGGGAUUGGCUGCGCUUCUUUAG